UUGAUUAACAUAACAAUGUCUCUAUUCCUAUAGGAUAUAAAAGGACCAUGGCUCGCUUAGUCAGUGUUGCAGUGUGAUCACAUUUACCUAACACAAUGGGAAUGAUAAUCUUCUACGAGGACAAGAACUUCCAGGGUCGCUCCUAUGAGUGCAACACCGACUGUGCCGACCUGCACACCCAUUUCAGCCACUGUAACUCCAUCCAAGUGGAGAGUGGUAGCUGGAUGGUCUAUGAGCGGCCAAACUACAUGGGCUACCAGUACUUCCUGAGAAGAGGCGAGUAUCCCGACUACCAGCGCUGGAUGGGCUUUAAUGAUUGCGUGAAAUCCUGCCGGAUGAUCCCUCAAAAUCAGGGAGCUCACAAGAUGAGAAUCUACGAGCGCUCUGACUUUGGCGGUCAGAUGCUGGAGUUUGCCGAUGACUGCCCUUCCCUCUACGAUCAAUUCCAUUACAAUGAUAUCAACUCUUGCAAUGUUAUGGAGGGGUAUUGGCUUUUCUAUGAGCAUCCCAACUACAGAGGCAGGCAGUAUCUCCUGAGGCCUGGCGAGUACAGGAGAUACAGUGACUGGGGAGCCAUCAAUUCCAAGAUUGGCUCCAUCAGACGUGUUGUUGCUCACCCAAACUGAGAGGCUAUACAUUGUCAACAUGAAACUGAGCCUAACAUUGAAAUUAAUAAAAGUUAGGUCCACCCGCCA
Molecule: messenger RNA, 695 nt
Organism: Oncorhynchus tshawytscha (Chinook salmon)
Lineage: Eukaryota; Metazoa; Chordata; Actinopteri; Salmoniformes; Salmonidae
Product: gamma-crystallin S-1-like
Exons: 3
Coding region: 96-626 (176 amino acids)
Biological process (GO): lens development in camera-type eye; visual perception
Molecular function (GO): structural constituent of eye lens
Source: RefSeq, a predicted model, not a curated record